Phascolarctos cinereus (koala) is the source of this 1166-nucleotide messenger RNA. RefSeq names its product zinc finger protein 511-like. NCBI's taxonomy places the organism in Eukaryota, Metazoa, Chordata, Mammalia, Diprotodontia, Phascolarctidae. The record is from RefSeq and is a predicted model, not a curated record.
CGUCGACCACAACCCGGAAGUGAUUCCUGGACCGGAAGUGGCAUCACGACCCUCUCCCGCCUCGGGCUCCGGAAAGGGAUGCAGCUGCCGCCGGGGCUGCUGGGCCGCCUGGGCCCGGGCCCGGCUGGGAGCCCCUCUGGGUCGCCCCCGCUGCCCGUGCUCCGCCAUCCGGCCUCCGGGGCCGCCCCCUUCCGCUUCUCACCGCUGGCCCAGAGCCUGCCCCGGAGACACCCGUUGUUCGAGGACGGGGACGUGCAGAGGCACGCGUACUUGCAGGACGUCAUCACGCAGGUUUCGCAGGUGCCGGAGCGCCCCCGCGUGGCGGCCUUCGGGUGCCACGUGGCCGGCUGCCAGCAGGAGUUCGCCAGCCUCGAGGCCUACGAGCACCACUACCGGGCGCUGCACACGCACGUGUGCUCCGUGUGCCGGCGCUCGUUCCCCUCCGCACACCUGCUGGACGUGCACAUCCUUGAGUGGCACGACUCGCUCUUCCAACUGCUGGCCGAGCGCCAGAGCAUGCACCAGUGCCUGGUGGAGGGCUGCCCGGACAAGUUCCGUAGCAGCCGCGAGCGCAAAGAGCACCUGGUGCGGGCGCACCGCUACCCGCCCGACUUCCGCUUCGAUCAGCCCCGGAAGGCCCGAGGGCCGAGCCGGCUGGCCUCGGGGGAGGAGGCCAUGGAGGUGUGCCCCGGGGAGGCCCCGCAGCCGCCGCUGCCGCAGGCCUCAGAGCUGCGAACCUACAGCCACAGGAUCCCUUCCACCAUCUGCUUUGGCCAAGGGGCCACUCGAGGAUUUAAAAACGCCAAGAAGAGAAGUAACCAGUGACCCCCGCUGAGCGCCUGCCUGCGCCCCCUGCUGGGGGAGGGGCACUGGACAGAAGCCCCCGAGGUGCCGCCGCCCUGGGAUCUUGCAGCCACUUAUGGGAGCCUGGAAACCAAAGAAGAGUGAGGGGCCGGAAAGGGAACCCCGAAGGACAGGCCCAGGGGCAGCCCGGGGCUGCCGCUUCCUCCCUCUGCAUUUAUCCCUGCCUCCUGGGGCUGUCAGACACCUCCAGCCAGGCCUCCCCCACCCCAGGACUGGGGGGGGGGGCUGCCUCCCAGAGCAGCCAGGCCUGCUUGGGCCAGGUACUUCUCCCUCCUCACCCAUAAUAAAGUGUGAAAAGAAGC